UUUAUCUGGCUAGUAAUUGCAUCGGCAUGCUGGCUUUCUUGUGUGUGUGGGGGGGUACUUGGUGAGAAGGAUACAGAGCUGCAGAAUCCCUGUGCUGGCAUCCCCACACAAGGAUGAAUUAAAUGCACACACGUCUCCCGGGAAGGACCAUGGCUGGAUUCUACGGUUGCCUGAAAAGUAAAAAUGACUAUAUCAUGGCUACGGGACCAACUGAUGUCAUACAGUCACCUGAAACAGGAGAGAUAGUUGAAGAGUGCACAGGAAAGAAAAAAUCCAAAUUUCAGACUUUCAAGAACUUCUUUGCGAAGAAGAAAAAGAAAGAGCCUCCACCUCCCAGGGGAGAGAGUAAUUUAAAACCCAGCCAGUCCAGCAGCGAUGUCAGCAUCUCUGUGCUCGACACUACUGCGCCUCAUUCACCGAAGGAGGCUGGGCACAAAGGAAGCAUGGGAAACAAAGCCUUGUCCCAUGACAGUGUCUUCAUUUUUGACUCUGGAGCAGGAAAUGUGACAACUGACUUGUCUCAGGAAAACAUACCUGGAAGAGUGAAGACUUUGCAGCUUCAGUUGCAGCAGAACAUCAGACUUGGAUCGCCUCCCCUUGUUAUAACUGGAAAGAAAGUGGAAGAUGCAGGUGCUGUUUCUGAAGAUGAUGGUUUGCCUAGAAGCCCACCUGAAAUCUCAACCCUCCAUGAAGUUCUGACAGAUUCACCAAGCAAGUCCUCCAACCCUGUUCAGCGUCAUAGCUCUUUGAGUUUAGGCGGGACAGACAGUGAAGAUGAACAGAUACCUUCUGGAGCUUCCUCCAGGCCUGUCAGCCCUUCAUCCUCUGCUGCUCUGGGGCCCCCCAGCUCACGAGGCAGCAGCUUCCCUCCCAUUGACUUCACCAUCCCCGCCAGUCCCCUUGGGUGCCUGGACACCUCAGCAGCCAGGCACAGGAUUGCUAUAAACCCUCGGAAGCAGAAAGGCUUCACCAACAAGAAUCAGCAGCUCCCACUGGUGGAACAGCUGGAAAAUGAAGCAUAUCUUCCUGCAACUCCAGAAAAGAAAGGAAAUUCAACAGAAUUACUUGAGAGUGACCAAAAUAAAAGUGAUUGGGAAGGAUUAUCAGCCCAGAUGGGAUAUUGUGCAAAGGCAGGACAUUCUAAGGAGAUGCGAGGUGUAAAAAGUCCCAUUGAUGUUGCUUGUGACUCUUGUGAUUCCACACUUGGGGCAGAAGAUUCUUGUGCUUUGCUGAAAAAGGAUGCAGACCUUCCAGACAUGGACCAUCACUGUAAAGCAGCUGCACCCCUUCUGAGACCAGAGCCUUCUCCACUGAAGCUGGAUGAACGCCACAGUGCAAAAGUGUCAUACUGUUCAGAUGAGUCUGCUGAUGAAUUGAAAUUACAUCAGCAAGAUACCAAUACUGAAGUAUCUGCACUUCCAAAAUGGCAACAAAUUGAAGAUGUAUCUCCAGGCAUACUAGCAGCUAACUUGUUUAGCCAUAGUGUGGAAUCAGAUGUGUUUGCAGAUGUUGCACAAAGGUCCUCAGUAAAUUCUGCAGACCCAGACAUCGAAGACCAGGAAAAGGAGGACCUACUGUUUAUUGGCAAAGUAGAAGCCUGCUUGGGUCCUAUUGAGAGUCAUUCCAGCCACACUGUCUCAGAUACUGCACCAAGCACUUCACAGGUUGUAGCAACCAAUUCAGAGUCUUGUUCUGACAUCAAGACAGUGGCUGUUUUGAAGCCUGAAAACAAUUCAGUAACAAGAAAUGACCAAGAAGCUUGUGAAGAAGUGGAAUUUCAGUCAUCUAAAGACAGUGCAGAAAAAACCCUAGACAUUGCUGCAUCUGUCUCAGAAGCAGGUUGCAUGCCACCUCCCAUUAAUUUGGAAGUAUGUUCUAAAGCAGAAACUGUUUCUGUUUCGAAGGGAAACCACAGCAGUCAACAAGCCAACACAUCACAUGUUUCUGAAAAACUUUCAAUUGGAUGUCUUGUCUCUUCAAGUUUGGCUGGCUUGAAGAGUAAUAUCUCUUCCAGUGAUGACAGUAAGGACUACCAGAAAAGCACUACAACUUCUCACAGGAAAUCAGUGGAAGACAGUCGAUCUUCAGAUGCAAAUGUAAAAAGUCCACUGAAGACUGCUUCUGCUAAGCCAGUCAGAUUUACCAUUGCCCCAGCAUGGCAAAGAUCACUCUCAGGGGGUUCAAGUUCAAAGGAAGAUCCCUAUACCAGAAAUUCCCCAACGUCCCCUGUAAGACCAGAGUUGUUUGAAGGAAUGACAAAAGAACACACACAUUUUGAUGCAGCCACGCAGGAACCAGCAAAACCCAUCUCAGAUAGAUUUGGUCGAGAUUGUAAGGACAGUGAUUUGCAUUUGAAUUCUAUGGAGUGGGCUGACCAUGAAGCACAAAAUGUUGAAAACCCAUUUGGGGUCAGACUGAGGAGAACAUCUUCUUUACUAAAAUACCAGCAUGACAACCGUGCUGAGUCUCCAACGCUGAUCCCUCCAGCUGUUCUUCCUGCUGCUUCUGCUUCAGUCAGGGAGGAUCAGAAAUUGGUGGGCAGUGGGAAGUCACCUCCAGCCUUUCCUGUCAGCUCAAAAUCAUUUGUUAAAAAAACAGAUCUCCCUGAAGACAAGAAUCUUCUCAAGACAAGAUCAGAAGAGGUGGCAAAGAAGCAAAGUGAUCAUAAAUCUUCAGAAAAAGUCUCCUUUUCACAUUUGGAAACUUCUUCCUUUGAACCAGCUUGGGUCUCCAUGGCAAAACUAAAACAAAAGGGUUUCCAGGGUCACCCUCUUGCCAAAGAACACAAAGCGGAAGACAAAGCUUUGACCAAAGUGGACCAAGAGGAGGUAGAGUACCAGCAUGGGAUCUGUGCUAAUGAGAACAUACUGAAGAAGAGUAUGCCUUCCAGCUUGAGCUCUCAGGACAAGAAAACACAAAUGAAGACCAGUGCAUCUGCUGCAGCAGGUAAAGUUGGACCUAUUGCUCAGGAAGCAUCUGUGAUUCCUGCUGUUGAAAAGGAAGCAAGGCACUCCUCUAACCUGCCAAUGACACCGUGCAGCCCUGCUGAACCACCGUGGCUAUCCUUGGCCAAGAAGAAAGCCAAAGCAUGGAGUGAAAUGCCCCAGAUUGUACAAUAGCAGAUGACAUGAGCAUCCUUCUUUGCAUUGCCAAGAACUGUGUUAACUCCAUUUAAUCCCUUCUUUACUGUGACUGGGUUUUUUUUGAGAAAUAAGAGCCUUACAACUUUUGAUCAGACUGUUGUGUGUAAAUACACAAUGAAGAAAUGCCAUUGCAGGCUUAAUUUGAAGGAAGCUGAGCAUUUCUUACUACCAAAUACUAGGAAAACUUGAUCCAUUUGUUUCAUCCUUACACAUCUGACAGGGAUGUUCUAAGAAGACAUGCUUCAGGCUUUUGAAACAUUCCCCUUCAAAAUAGGUGUUUCAAGUUUCUGCAGACCAUUCAGUGUUUUGUGCAAUGUGGCUUUGGCUAAUAGAUGCUAUGAAAUAGGUAGAAUACUGGGCACUGACACAUCAUGACUCAUGGACUUUGAUGUCAUCACACUUCUUUCUCUAAUGCUGUCUGACUUUUGCUUCUGAUUGUUAAUGCAUCUGUUUUGUGACAGUUGUAAGAUCUAAAUAGCAUUGUGAGUUGGAGUAAUUCUGGCUUCUGGGUGGUCUGAAGUCACAGUGCUGUCAGUCUUGUGCUUUGCUCCUUGAUGCCCACUGGAAUAGCCCAGAGCCACACAUCUGUCUUUUACCAUGAGCUGGAAACCAGCUGCACUCUAGCAUAUACUCUCCCUGCAGUUACAUCUUUGGAAAUCUGGGAUAAUUUGGGUGUUCUACCCAAAAAGAAAAGUCCUGUAAUUAGAGCAAAUAGCUCUAAAGGGGUUUUUGUUAUAUUCCUCAACCAAUUGUCUCUCUUACAGAGUCUGUUGGGAAUGGGAAGUAUUUGCUGCCUAGAAGAUAGCAGCUUAUUUUCAGCAAAUGCCACUCUAUUCUCCAUGUUCAUGUGGAUGUAGUCAGUUGUAUUUAAUAUUAGUGGUAAAAGGGGCAUCUGCUUUCCCCUUUGCAUCAUCAGUCUUUAACCAGUAACUCAACAUCAGUCUAAGAAUGUGCAGCUGGAGAAGGAUCAUUCUCUCAGGGCCUGGCCUUGCAGUCACUUAAGUCGACAGAAGUUUUGCUAUUGACUUUGAAGGAAGCAGACACUUGAAAGAGAAGCUUUGUACGAUGAUGUUAGUGGUUUAAGCAGCAGUGGCACUUACUGGUCCUUUACAGUUUUUACAGCAUUGCACAUUUAUGUAGGUUUUGUUUACAAUCAAUGACAAAUAUGAAGGCUGACUUGUCUGAGGGACAGCUUUUAGCUGGAAAGUUGGUAGGUAUUUUUAAGGAGAAUAUUAUCUAUUGACAGAAUUAACAGCAACCAAAAAAAGUGGUUUCAGAUCAGCUCAAGCAAGACUUAAAUCUUCCAGUCUUAGCCUGAAUUUAAUAUGUAGCUCUUCAAUUUGAAAACAGUAUUAACUAGGAGCUGGACUGUGAUUUAAUUUUUUGUUAUAUAGGUGAAAACUUCCUCAGCCAAGUAGGCUCACUGAAGCUAUAGAUACUGUUUGUUUGCUACUGAUGCCAGGAAGAGUAAGAGUUUCACAUCAGCUUGAUAAUCCAUGCCUAUUUCACUACUUGUUUUUCUCUAUUUUAGGAAGCAUAUCUUCUCUUCAAAUAACUGAAACAUUUGUAUCUCUCUGAAACUUUUAAGUGUAAUAUAAAUACUGAGCUUUGAUCCCUGAAGUUUUGUACAGCUGCCAUCCCAUCACAAGCUUACUGACCCCGUAUAAAAUAUGUGCAUUUCUAUAUUCAGCAAACUCUCUUCUCUUUUUAUUAGUGUGGACUGUGAUCCUUCACCCAAAGUACUGCAAAUGAUACUAGAAUUUCUCUUUCCCUUGUUUUGUUUUGAUCUUGUUUCUGCCUUUUCUCUUUGGAAUGUAUAUAUGGUUUUGUAAUCCUUUUAUUGAAGGAACCUCUUUUAUAUUCCAUUCUCGUGUUUGGUUUAUGAUUAAAUGCUGUUGCCAGUGAUGAUGAUAUAAUUCCUGGGAAAAGAAGAGUGAUAGAUGGCCCUUGUUCACUAAGGAAAAAAUAAAACCAGAUCUUUGGUCAAUGUGGACUGUAUAUGGAUAUACUGCAUAGAUCUUGUUUUGAUUUUGUGUGACCUAAGACUGAUGAACUCAGCUGAUCAGACUAAUGUUUUUUCCUAAAACUGUCUUUUUGAAAGCUUAAAACAUCACCAGGGAACUGAUGGACCUCCUCUUUGUUUUCUUCAGUUACUGCUCCUUCAGUACAGGGUUGGCUUGAAGGUUAGCACUCCUAUGGUCACAGGAAGCCUGAUGAAUUCUCAUUUGAAUGUGUUUUGGUAUUACUAGCCAAUUGCUGCUGCAAGACAUUUUUGGGUUGCCUUGAAAAAGAAGAGAAACACAUAAGAAUCGUGGGAUGUUACAUUUGAAAUUUACAGGCCUUCUGGAUUUCUGAAAUGAGUGCUUUUAAGUUUCUCUCUGCAACCAAGAGAACAAAAAACAUACAGAGAAAAAAUUAAACCGAGUCUCGUGUAAUCACAAGAGUUUAGAAGUUGAGGUUUUAAGACACACAUUGAAAUAUCAUUGAUGUAUUGAUUCAUUUAUAGAGCUGGUAGCUCUGUUAGCAUGGCUUUGAUUUCCUGGUGUCCUAGUGUAGUUUUUAAGUGUUCAGUCAGUGCAAAUAACUAAUAUAAGAAGCUCAUUUUGGGUGAUUAUUUCUAGACACAGUAACUGUCUUUGAAAAUAAACUGUUUUGAAGUGCAGAGUUCGUUGCAGAAUGUCACUGUGGAACAUACAGUGGAAGACAUAGAAAGCUGUAUCGAAAAUUCCCUGGGUACAGUGCAGAGACUGAGGUUUCAGCUGCCUUUGCUGCUGCUGUGUGACAGCAGAGGGUGCUGGUGCCAUCCCCCAGGAGCGCAGGCAGCAGAUUUCUGUAUGAGUUUAUUCAGUAUAUGCACUAUUACAGUGAGGAGAUUGGAGGCUUUCAUUAAUGCAGAAUAUUAUGCAUUAUUCCAUUAAUGAAGAGAGCUUGGAAAUAGAGAUGUGUUUUUAUUUGUGAUUUGAUGAGGGGUUUGGAGCUAUAAAGUGUUAAAACCCCACUUGUUGUUACAAGAAGCCCCUUGAAAUUGCUGACGAAGAUGGAGAAGGUCAAGUUACAUGGUGAAUUCAGUCCUGCAGUGGGGCCAUGCAGGAAGGUACGUGAACAUGUCCAAAAAGAGCAUUGCAGUUUGGCAUUUUAACUCUGCUGCUUAGAACAGCUGCCUCCUGGCUAGAGGUUCAUCUUCAUCCCAGUCAGUCGUAGAAUCUGAUGAUUUCACAGAAGAGAUCAGAGAGACAACAGCGACUUGGCAUACAGCUAGCUGUAGAUGACAGAGAUUCCUUCUGCUGUAACAAUGAGCUGUAGAGACUUGGGCUAAACAAGAGGGAAUGAAUCAGUUUAAAUGAAGGAAAAAGACUCCAAAAUUUCCAAAGCUACACACUUCUGCUCUGGCACAACUCCGACAACAUUUUUGUUACGAGAAUCUUGUGUAUACAUCUCCUUAAAUAGACCCAAAGAAUAAAUUCUAAAACUGAGAUGUAACUGAGGAGCCAGUAUGCAUUUCAGUUGCCAUCCUUAGAAGGAAAAUGUUAGAAUAGUGAAGUAAAGACUACCCAUACUGAAAACACAAACACUAGCCCUUUUCAGCUGAGAAAGUUUAGAUGGAGAGAGCCUCCUAACUACAUUAUGUGACGUCUUUUUAGAUGCUGUACACUAAAAUAUUAAGUGCAAUCUCUUUUGAAGUAUUACAGUAGGAGUUCUCAACUUACAAAAGCUGCAAUUCUUGAGUUUGUGCCACCUGCUCUGUUAAGUGUGUUUGAGAUCAAUACAGGAAAGAUAUUAGCCUGCCAAGAUACUCUGUCCUUGAGAAGUGCUGCUGGAAGGUGAUACCUCUCAAGGAUACUGU
Molecule: messenger RNA, 6987 nt
Organism: Colius striatus (speckled mousebird)
Lineage: Eukaryota; Metazoa; Chordata; Aves; Coliiformes; Coliidae
Product: KIAA1210 ortholog
Exons: 12
Coding region: 123-3119 (998 amino acids)
Source: RefSeq, a predicted model, not a curated record